Messenger RNA from Gymnogyps californianus (California condor), 6425 nucleotides. RefSeq names its product glutamine--fructose-6-phosphate transaminase 1 (gene GFPT1). The coding region runs from base 46 to 2145 and encodes 699 amino acids. The record is from RefSeq and is a predicted model, not a curated record. Gene Ontology annotation, biological process: fructose 6-phosphate metabolic process; protein N-linked glycosylation; carbohydrate derivative biosynthetic process. Lineage: Eukaryota; Metazoa; Chordata; Aves; Accipitriformes; Cathartidae. The transcript is spliced from 20 exons. Gene Ontology annotation, molecular function: L-glutamine:D-fructose-6-phosphate transaminase (isomerizing) activity; carbohydrate derivative binding.
GGCCCCGGCGCGCAGAGCUAGCGCGGCCGCGGACCGGCGAGCACCAUGUGCGGCAUCUUUGCUUACCUGAACUACCAUGUUCCCCGGACAAGACGGGAGAUCCUGGAGACCCUUAUCAAAGGGCUCCAGCGGCUGGAGUACAGAGGCUAUGAUUCCGCAGGUGUGGGAGUCGAUGGCGGAAACGACAAAGACUGGGAAGCUAACGCUUGCAAAAUCCAGCUUAUCAAACAGAAGGGGAAAGUGAAGGCUCUGGACGAAGAGGUUCACAAGCAACAGGACAUGGACCUCGACAUCGAGUUUGACGUACACCUUGGAAUCGCCCAUACCCGCUGGGCUACCCACGGCGAGCCCAGUCCUAUCAACAGCCACCCGCAGCGCUCGGAUAAAAACAACGAGUUCAUCGUCAUCCACAACGGCAUCAUCACCAACUACAAAGACCUGCGGAAAUUCCUGGAGAGCAAGGGCUACGACUUCGAGUCGGAGACGGACACGGAGAGCAUCGCCAAACUGGUCAAAUACAUGUAUGACAACCGGGACAGCGACGACAUCAGCUUCACCACCCUGGUGGAGAGGGUCAUCCAGCAGCUGGAAGGUGCUUUCGCCCUUGUGUUCAAAAGCGUUCAUUAUCCUGGUCAAGCGGUUGGUACCAGGCGAGGCAGCCCCCUGCUAAUAGGAGUGCGCAGCGAGCACAAGCUUUCCACCGACCACAUCCCGAUACUCUACCGGACGGCUGUACAAUCUGUGGAUCAUUCUUUUGCUGGAAUAUCCAUAAAAAUGGAGGAAGGUAAAGACAAGAAGGGAAGUUGCAACCUGUCUCGUGUUGACAGUACCACCUGCCUUUUCCCGGUUGAGGAGAAAGCUGUGGAGUACUACUUUGCUUCUGAUGCUAGUGCUGUCAUAGAGCAUACCAACAGAGUGAUUUUCCUUGAAGAUGAUGAUGUAGCAGCUGUCGUCGAUGGCCGUCUUUCCAUCCACCGGAUUAAACGCACAGCAGGCGAUCACCCCGGACGCGCCGUCCAAACCUUGCAGAUGGAACUUCAGCAGAUUAUGAAGGGUAACUUCAGCUCAUUUAUGCAGAAGGAAAUUUUUGAACAGCCAGAAUCUGUUGUAAAUACGAUGAGAGGAAGGGUCAACUUUGACGACUACACUGUAAAUCUUGGUGGGUUGAAGGAUCACAUUAAGGAGAUUCAGAGGUGUCGUCGUUUAAUCCUUAUUGCUUGUGGAACAAGUUAUCAUGCUGGAGUUGCGACCCGUCAGGUUCUGGAAGAACUGACUGAAUUACCUGUUAUGGUUGAACUAGCCAGUGACUUCUUGGACAGAAACACCCCUGUCUUCAGAGAUGAUGUUUGCUUUUUCCUCAGCCAGUCAGGUGAGACAGCAGAUACUUUGAUGGGUCUUCGGUACUGCAAAGAGAGAGGAGCUUUAACCGUAGGAAUAACUAACACAGUUGGCAGCUCUAUAUCACGAGAGACAGAUUGUGGAGUCCAUAUCAAUGCAGGACCAGAGAUCGGGGUGGCCAGUACCAAGGCCUAUACCAGCCAGUUUGUCUCUUUGGUGAUGUUUGCUCUGAUGAUGUGCGAUGACAGAAUUUCUAUGCAGGAAAGGCGCAAGGAAAUCAUGCGUGGUCUAAAGGGACUGCCAGACUUAAUUAAAGAAGUGCUGAGCAUGGAUGAUGAGAUCCAGAAGCUAGCCACAGAGCUGUACCAUCAGAAGUCUGUUCUCAUCAUGGGACGUGGCUACCAUUAUGCUACGUGUCUUGAGGGAGCUUUGAAAAUCAAAGAAAUUACCUACAUGCACUCCGAAGGGAUAUUGGCAGGUGAGCUGAAGCACGGCCCUCUCGCGCUGGUGGACAAACUCAUGCCCGUUAUCAUGAUCAUCAUGAGAGACCAUACGUACGCCAAGUGCCAGAACGCUCUGCAGCAGGUCAUUGCACGGCAAGGGCGACCUGUCGUGAUUUGUGAUAAGGAAGACAUCGAGACAAUUAAGAACAAUAAGAGAACAAUCAAAGUUCCCCACUCAGUGGACUGUCUGCAGGGGAUCCUGAGCGUUAUCCCCCUCCAGCUUCUGGCUUUCCAUCUUGCAGUUCUCAGAGGAUACGAUGUUGAUUUUCCAAGAAAUCUGGCCAAGUCCGUAACUGUAGAGUGAAAGAUCAUCUGAAUCAUAGGGGCAAAGGGGAAUUAAAUGAAAGACUUUUUUUGGUACCAAAAUAACUUGAUUUUAAAGUCCCCUAGGUAAAUCUUAUUUUGGUAAAUCAUUGUUUGUGUAUAAGAUCACCGCAAUUCCAUUACAUUAGUGAUUGUCAAAUUGAUUCCACAUGCUAUGUCAAUAGCUUUGGGUUUUUUUGAACAAUAGGCUUCCAUGAAAGAUGUUAAAUGGUUUUCUUUAAAGAUUACUGAGUCUUCUAGGGAAGGGGCCCUCCACUUUAAGAUAAUGUCGUUGUUUCUUAUCCAGUGUGACUCAUUCCAAUUGUUGAUGAGAAACCAUUGAAUGAAUUACCUGUCGUGCUCUCAGGCAGUGAAGGAGGAUACCGGAAUACACAACUGGAACAAGAGCUGUUACUGGUCAUGCUUGUGCAGAUAUUUUAACAGUGAACGAAACUGUAAACAAGCAUUUGGGGUAAAUUUCUGCCUCAUGUACAAAAGGGAAUUCAAGUGACCUGUCACAGCCUCCUAAAUUUUAGGCAUAUGGUAAAUGUGCUAAGAAAAUAAUGUCGCUUCAGAAGGAUUUUAUCUAUGCCAAAUACCUAGCAAGUGACAAUCUCGUAGACUCGAUGGGCCACAACGCACUGUGUUACACCAGCAUAUACUUGUAGUUGUGCCCAUCAGGACAGUGGAACUCACGCCUUCGAGUGUAAAUGGAAGCAGUGGCUGACUCAGUAUGGAUGCUGACCAAAGUGGGGGAAAAGAGAGGAAUGUGAACAGUGCUCAGUUUGUGCUGGUGUUUUGUUGUUGCUGCUGUUUGGUUUUUUUUUAAAUAAGUAGAAGUCUUCCUGUGUUGAGGAUUUUUCCCCUUGAACUGAGCACUGUGGCACUAUCCACACAUCCUAAGGAACCGGCUUUAUGCUGCUGCAGGUAACUUACUAGUCUGAAUGCGUAGAAGACAGUUUCUACCUUGUAUCUCUCCGGCAGAGAGACAGCACUAAAGCGGCCUUUCUGAGGCUUACUACGUUAGCCAGAGUCCCUUAGUGAAAGCAUGGGUUCUGGUUUAUUUAGAAGCAGUUCAUAUGUGACUUGUGUCAAAUUCAGCUGGUUUAAAGUUGGAGGGGAUAAAAAAGGCUCGAUAGACACGACAGAAAUAUAAACCUUGGUAAUAGUUUUAUAACAAGCUUGCAGAGAAUCAGAAAUUACACAAAAACAUGCCUUCAAGACUUAACACUGACUUUUUCAAAGUCCUUCAAGGGCAGUUAGCGAUGUAUUUCCUAAUGCAAAAACGUGAAUUUCCUACCAGCUUGAUGGGUUUUGAAUUAGCUUUACACACACACACCAUAAAAAGAAAAACACGCUACAAGGCAUAAAGCAAUGCUUGCCAAGUGCUGGUGAAUAUUCCAGGUCACUUAUUGCCCCCAAAGAAUUGCUUUAACACAUGCAGUGCUUGGGGACUGUCCACUACCCUGUGAAAUCUGGUGCUCCUUGCACAGGAUGACUAUUGCUAAGCAGCAGUAAUCCAGGCUGACUCGUACAAUGGAAGAUGACUGCUCAGACCGAGGUGUUUCCAAAGACGGCGUCUGUAGCAAUUCUACUUUAUGUAAAACUGCAGUAACUAUUUAACUUCAAUUCAGUAUCAGCUCAAGGCUUAGUUUUAUUAUGAGAAUGAAAUGCUGCGUGCCUGGAAACAGCUUCUCAAAACCAAUAUAUGUACAUUUAUUAAUACAUUGUAUUCAGACUAUUAAUUUAUGAACACAUUGUGCUGCCAGUGUCUGUUUAAGAACAAAGUAGUAAAUACUGCAUUUUAUUUAUACAGCAUUUGCUUAUGAGGCACUGACUCAUAACAGUUAUGUGCCUCUACCUAAACAUGACCAGUAGACUUCCCUGCUUCGUUUGAAGACGAUACUUGUCCUUAAGGAAAAAACAACGCGUGUUCAAUGCUAACAAUUUGAAGACAGUUCCUCUUCCUCCUCCUCCCACUCAGCUUGCUUAAGAGAAGAGAAACUGUGCAAACCUUUCACAUGGAGGGCUGGAACCAAGGCAGGAUUUCCCCCCCCCCCCCGCAUCCCCCUCAGCACAAGGACACAAGGACUUGUAGCAUCACAUCCUAUGUUCUCGUUAGCAUGAGAUCUCAUGUGAAAGAACCCUGCAAGAGAAUUAUUUUAAGAUCUUUUUCUCCUAUUCUGCUCAGAAGAAAAGCAGCAAGCAUUGCUUUUAUCUAGCCUUGUACAGAUGAUUGUCCGCUAGCUUACCAAGUCUCCUAGCAAACAGGAUGGUAGACAGCCCAGUUACAAUACAAGUUGCUAUUCAGUAAAAGUUCAAUAAUGCAGGCUGUUAAAUAUUUAUGGAAGUUGUAUACAAAGAGGACCAAAGAACAGGAGUCUAAGUUAGAAAUGUAAGUCUGACACUCUCAUGUCAGGUGUAACUGUACAGAUGUUGCUGAGCUAUUUGGUUUUAUGCUGUGAUAGACAAAUCCUUAUUCUUUGUAAUUUAAGGCAUUAAAACUCGUGACAGAUUCUUCAUUGUCAGAAGUAAAGGUAGCAUUCACCCCCUGCAUUCUGCAAGUUGCCAGCAAACUGCCUGAAGUGUAUAAAACUCUGCCUGCCAAAACAGAGGUUUAGUCACUACUUGCAACUAGGCUGUCGGAUGUUGUAAUGCUUAAUAUCAAAGAAUGCUGUGGAGCACACUUGCUAUGAAGAAUUUCUCUGAUGAGCAUGGUAGGGAAUCUGUUAAGCAUCUCAUUGUUGUUAAUUGCCAUGCCUGUGUGAAGUGAGAAUGUAUAAAGGACUCUUCUUAGCUUUCCUUACCUCAUUUUGUCUAGAUGUGUUGCAUUUUGAUGAACAGAUGAUGUUUCUCUUUUCCUUAGAAAACUUUUAGAAUGUCUCGUGAUAUUUAUUAACAGCCAGUCAGUCUUCUGCUCUCCAAAAUGAAUGUUUUGCUUACUGAGCCAGUAAAAUUCCCUCCUUCCUAAUUGAGGUGUUUAAAAAUUCAGUAGCCCUGUCACUAAAAUUGAGCCACAGGUAAAUACAGAUAAAGGCCUUUGCCAUUUGGAAUAGCAGCUGCCUAUGACUGCGUACUUUUGUCAGAAUUUAUUUUGAUUUCAGUAACUGUUUUCCUCAUCUGUGUCUACAGAGGCUUAAAGGGAAGCACACGCCCAUAGGUCUUAGGGUUUUUUAAUUACCAAAGACCGGAGGACUUCAGGCUCAGCCCAUGUUGUUUCUGCCCAGCAGAUCUCUCACAAAUUCCGUGCCGCUAGUAAGGUUAUUCCACGCACAAUAGGAAAUUAAGUUGUACGUGGAAUAUACUUCUGUCAGAAAGGUUUUCCCUCCUAGCUCUACUGAAGAAAGGCUAUAGACAGUUCUUUCCUGAAUUUGUCAGAUGAGUAAGCAUAUUCUUAUAAAGAGCCCAAACCAGUAUUUGGGUAGCCAUGUCCUUGUAAGGUGCAACACUGACAUGGCAAAUGCCAUCUCCUUUUUAGCAUGGUCUUACUGACUUGAAGGUAAGUACGUACCACUAACACGGGGACGCCCUUCCAGCCAGAAAGCUGCCUUGACCACCCGUAUUUGUGAAGUCUCAACCCCUCUGUACUGAAAGAGCUGAAGCUUCACACAGGCCUUUCCGAGUCAAGUGGGAGCUCAUGGACAUGACACGACGUGUAAUCACGCUCAGUUAGGAGCCUUAAGACUAGCCUAGGCACACUAGGUUUGGUUAAGCUGCAGACUGAAACAUCUAAAGGCAUAAGGAAGACCAACACAUCAGUGCAAAAUUAGGCUUUUCUCCUCUCUAGCUGGCACUAGUAGUCCUUGACGCCACAAGUUGGUGCCUGGCGGCAGCAUGUCAGAUGGAGGGAGGGAUUGAAAUUCAGCGCCUGAAGUAGCACGUCCGUGUUUAGCUGUGGCUAAUUUUAGAUUCUACCUGAAUGUACCAAAUUUGCCUCAAAGCAUGGAGUCCCUCUACAUCAGAAACAGGAAGAAGAAGAAACAAAGAAGUACUUGGUUUGAAUAAAAGGAAAGAAAACUAUUUGCCUUCAAUUCAGUUUCUGUAAAUAGACAUUUGAAGUGGCAAAUACCACCAUUCCUUCCCUUCUAGAUCUAUUUGCCUCUGCCUGUACAUAUCCAGCUGGCUUGGUUUGUGGGGACCAGUCUGUAUCUUGUUUCCUGUUGUGUGCGGUACGCAGAAGAUGUCUUUCUUUUGUCUGUAGUGUUUUAUAAUUUGGGUUUUGUCUUUUUGCUUACUUUUUUUGUAUCUCACCCUUUGAAUAAAAUCAAGUGCCCUACAUUA